Molecule: messenger RNA, 2047 nt
Organism: Stegodyphus dumicola
Lineage: Eukaryota; Metazoa; Arthropoda; Arachnida; Araneae; Eresidae
Product: peptidylprolyl isomerase domain and WD repeat-containing protein 1
Biological process (GO): protein peptidyl-prolyl isomerization
Molecular function (GO): peptidyl-prolyl cis-trans isomerase activity; protein binding
Source: RefSeq, a predicted model, not a curated record
UGCAUCAAAUUGUUUUAUUUUUAUUUAUCAUAUAGCUUAUGAAGUAAUUUUCUCUGUAAGUGCCGACGUAACGUAAAGUGCGAGAUAGGAUUUCAUUUCAUCUUUUUUUAUCAAUUACAUGAACCUUUUUAUGUGAGGAGAGCUGCUCUUUUAUGAUACUUUUGAACAAUGUCAGGAAAGAGAGAACUCGAAUGUACAUCAGGCGACUCAAAUAGUGAAGACUGUAUCGGGCCUUUACUGUCGGAAGCUGCACCAGUAAAAAAGAAAAAAACAUUAGAAUUUGAGCAUAUGUACAUAAAAAAUAUUCCUGAUAAAGAGUCUUAUGAAAAGAGUUACAUGCAUCGUGAUGUUGUCACACAUAUUGCUGUGACUAAAACUGAUUUUUUGAUCACUGCGAGUUGUGACGGCCAUUUAAAAUUUUGGAAGAAGACUGAGGAAGGAAUUGUGUUUGUAAAGCAUUUUCGAGCUCAUUUAGGUAAUAUUCAGUCGAUCAGUGUGAAUUCAUCCGGUACUUUGUUAUGCUCUGUAUCCAAUGAUAAAUCCUUAAAAGUGUUUGAUGUUAUUAAUUUUGACAUGAUUAAUAUGAUGAAGUUAAAUUAUUGCCCAGGUUAUUGUGAAUGGAUUCAUGGUGCAGGGGAUGCUAUUGCAGCUCUUGCUGUUUCUGCUCAUGGUUCAAGAGAAAUUUAUAUUUAUGAUGGGAAAGAAGUGAAUGAACCAUUGCAUAUUAUUGAAAAACUGCAUUUAACAGCUAUAUCAAUUAUUAAAUACAAUCCAGUAUAUAGAGCUGUAAUUUCGUGUGAUAGAAAUGGAUUGAUUGAAUAUUGGUCAACUAUAAAGCAAGACUUUACAUUUCCUAAAUGUUUAAAAUUUGACUCAAAGUUGGACACUGAUCUUUACGAACUCGUAAAACAUAAAACCUAUCCCACCGAUCUUGCCUUUUCACCAAAAGGAGAUCAGUUUGCAGUUUUGAGUGUGGACAGAAAAGUUAGAAUAUUUCGCUUUUUGACUGGAAAAAUGACUCGCGUGUAUGAUGAGAGUUUACAACAAUUAUCGGAACUUCAGCAAACUUGUCCGCAACUUCCUAACAUGGAAUUUGGACGCAGGAUGGCUAUUGAAAGGGAUUUAGAGAAAUCAGAAGCAUUUGAUACAGCAGGUAUUGUGUUUGAUGAAAGUGGUUAUUUUAUUUUGUAUGCAACUAUGUUAGGAAUUAAAGCAGUGAAUGUUUAUACAAAUCGUUGUGUCAGAGUAAUAGGAAAAAACGAAAAUAUUAGACCUUUGAAAUUAGCUUUGUAUCAAGGUAUUCCAAAUAAAUCUAAGGCUGCCGUAACUGUGGAAAUGAAGGCUUCUGAUAAUCCUGCAUUGGAAGGCAUAUCCAGUGAUCCUACUCUUUUCUGCACAGCAUUUAAAAAGAAUCGUUUUUAUUUAUUUACAUGUAGAGAGCCAGAGGAUACAAAGAGUAUUGAUGCGGAAAGAGAUAUUUUCAAUGAAAAACCAUCAAAAGAAGAUAUCAUUGCUGCUACUGAAUCUCUCAGUCAACAACAGCUGUAUCAUAAUUGUGUCAUCCAUACUACAAUGGGCGACAUCCAUUGCAAAUUAUUUCCUAAAGAAUGUCCUAAAACAGUAGAAAAUUUCUGUGUUCAUAGUAAAAAUAAUUACUAUAAUGGACAUAUAUUUCAUAGAGUUAUCAAAGGUUUCAUGAUCCAGACUGGUGAUCCAACUGGUACCGGAACAUCUGGAGAAUCAAUUUGGGGUGGAGAUUUCGAAGAUGAAUUUCAUCCUACACUCAAACAUGAUCGCCCAUACACUCUGAGUAUGGCCAAUUCUGGCCCAAAUACAAAUGGAUCACAAUUUUUUAUUACAGUUAUACCAACUCCAUGGUUAGAUAAUAAACAUACUGUAUUUGGACGAGUCACUAAAGGUAUGGAAGUAUGUCAGAAUAUCAGCACGGUGAAAACAAAUCCUAAAACAGAUAAACCAUAUGAUGAUGUUCGUAUCAUUAAUAUAACUUUGAAAUAAUAAAUUCUGUAUUAUUUUCUUACCAAGAGUA